UAGGUGGUAGCUAGGUUUCUUCUUCCUAAUAAAAAUAUUUUAAAUUUUUUUUUUUUGAAAAAAAAAAAAAUAGAAACUAAUCAAUUAGGUGGAGCUAGCUAGGUGUGAUUAAUUGUGAGGGAGGAAAGGGUUGAUAGAGGAGAGAGGGCGGGGGGGAGUGAAUUGGGGCGAAGAAAAUGGGAGGGGUGAUGUUGAUGGUAUGCCUCACAGUGGUAAUAGGGGCAUUUACGGUGGCGGUCCGAGGUGAAGAUCCUUACCUCUACUUCACAUGGAAUGUCACCUACGGCACCAUUUCUCCACUGGGAGUCCCUCAGCAAGCCAUUCUCAUCAAUGGCCAAUUUCCAGGACCCAAUAUCAACUCUACAACCAACAACAACAUUGUCGUCAAUGUCUUUAACUAUCUAGACGAGCCAUUCCUUUUGACAUGGAGCGGCAUCCAGCAGCGAAAGAAUCCCUGGCAAGAUGGGGUGCUUGGAACCAACUGCCCCAUUCCCCCCGGGAAGAACUUCACGUACCGUUUCCAAGUGAAGGACCAAAUCGGCAGCUACAUCUACUAUCCAACAACCGCCAUGCACAGGGCAGCCGGUGGCUUCGGCGGCCUCCGCGUGAACAGCCGUCUGCUCAUUCCUGUCCCCUACGCGGAUCCCGAGGAUGACUACACUGUCCUCAUCGGUGACUGGCACACCAAGAGCCAUUCCACUCUUAGGAAGUUCUUGGACAGCGGCCGAGCACUUGGCAGGCCUGAUGGAGUCCUCAUCAACGGCAAGGGCAACAACGAUAAGAAACCCCUUUUCACCAUGAAGCCUGGCAAGACCUACAAAUACAGGAUCUGCAACGUGGGCCUCCAGACAUCCCUCAACUUCAGGAUCCAAAACCACACCUUGAAGCUCGUUGAGAUGGAGGGCUCCCACACCAUCCAGAACACCUACGAUUCUCUCGAUGUUCACGUCGGCCAAUGCUACUCGGUGCUCGUCACGGCCGACAAGGAUCCCAAGAAAUACUACAUGGUGGCCUCCACCCGCUUCACCAAGACCCUGCUCACCGCCAAAGCCAUUGUCAGCUACGCCAAUGCGCCCAAGAAGGGAGCCUCAGCCUCACCGCUCAUCCCCGACGCCCCCGUGGGUUGGGCCUGGUCUCUCAACCAGUUCCGCACCUUCCGUUGGAACCUCACGGCCAGCGCUGCCAGGCCCAAUCCUCAGGGAACCUACCACUAUGGCCAGAUCAACAUUACCCGCACCAUUAAACUCGUCAACUCCGCAAGCAGGGUGGGCGGGAAGCUUCGGUAUGCCAUCAACGGCGUGUCCCACACCGAUCCUGCCACUCCAUUGAAGCUGGCUGAAUACUACGGAGUUGCCAACAAGGUUUUCAAAUACGACACCAUGCCUGCAUCACCACCUAAAAAGCUAGUCACCACGGUGGUGGCUCCUAAUGUAUUGAAUCAGACGUUCCGUAACUUUGUGGAGAUCGUGUUCGAGAACCACGAGAAGAGCCUGCAGUCGUGGCAUUUGGAUGGAUACUCCUUUUUCGCGGUUGGCAUGGAGGCUGGAAGAUGGAGACCAAAAUGCAGAAGGAACUACAAUCUUCUAGACGCAGUAAGCAGGCACACCAUUCAGGUGUUCCCGAAAUCGUGGGCGGCCAUAUUGUUGACAUUUGACAAUGCAGGAAUGUGGAACUUGCGGUCGGAACUGACACAGAAUCGCUAUCUGGGACAACAAAUGUAUGUGAGCGUUCUAUCUCCUGAACGCUCACUAAGGGAUGAGUACAACAUGCCAGACGAUGACUUGGUGUGCGGGAUUGUCAAGGAUUUGCCUAAGCCCCCACCAUACACCAUCUAAUCCAAUAUUUUAUAUAUAUAUACAUACAUAUAUAUAUAUAUAUAUAUAUAUAUUAACCUUCCUAUAAGCUUUAAACUUUAAGCUGAACAUACGUGCAUAGGAAUGGUUCCUCCAUCUAUCUCUCUCCUGUAUCAACCCUUUCCAAACUACCAAUUAAUUGUUUAAUUCUUAUUUC
Ziziphus jujuba (common jujube) is the source of this 2010-nucleotide messenger RNA. RefSeq names its product L-ascorbate oxidase homolog. Gene Ontology annotation, molecular function: copper ion binding; oxidoreductase activity. The transcript has 3 exons. NCBI's taxonomy places the organism in Eukaryota, Viridiplantae, Streptophyta, Magnoliopsida, Rosales, Rhamnaceae. The record is from RefSeq and is a predicted model, not a curated record. The coding region runs from base 177 to 1835 and encodes 552 amino acids.